Tripterygium wilfordii is the source of this 1623-nucleotide messenger RNA. RefSeq lists its product as uncharacterized. NCBI's taxonomy places the organism in Eukaryota, Viridiplantae, Streptophyta, Magnoliopsida, Celastrales, Celastraceae. The transcript has a single exon. Bases 160 to 1326 code for a protein of 388 amino acids. The record is from RefSeq and is a predicted model, not a curated record.
CACAAUAAAAUGGGGUCGUCGACUAGGGUUUCUCACACAAUCACCAUUCUGUGUUCUCUAUCUACAAAAUCACUUUCUCUCUCUAAACUGAAUAAUUUACUCAGUUUAGAUCAAUUGUAUGCGAGGUUCUUGAUUCGUUUGAAUUGCAUCGACUGAGAAAUGCCCACUACGGACUGUCAGGGUUCGUCUGCAUCGUUCAAUCAUAUUGGCCGUUCGAUUCUGAGCCUCCGCCGGGAACAAAUUUAUUCCAUGGAAGUCGCCGGGAGUCAUGAUGUAGAGCUUGAGGCAUUCCAGAAGAAUGUCGCUGAACGAUUUGGGGACCUAUCCUCCGCCGGGAACGAUGAUCUGUUAACUAUUGCGUGGGUAAGGAAGCUGCUUGAUGUGUUCCUCUGCUGUCAGGAGGAGUUUCGGGUAAUUCUAUUCAAUAAUAGUUCAAUUGUUGGGAAAUCACCAGCUGAUCGUCUCGUCGCAGAGUUUUUUGAGCGGAGUGUAAAGGCGUUAGAUGUAUGUAAUGCGAUCAGGGACGGUAUUGAGCAGAUCAGGCAGUGGCAGAAGCUUCUGGAGAUUGUGCUUUGCGCUCUUGAUAACAAUCGAAGUCUCGGUGAGGCCCAGUUUCGCCGUGCUAAGAAGGCUCUGAUUGAUUUAGCAAUCGCAUUGCUCGACGAGAAGGACUACGGCACAGCACUGGCCCACCGGAAUCGGUCCUUCGGUCGCAACAACGCAUCUCCCAAGGAUCACCUCCGGCGAAUCGGUCACUUCAGGUCUUUGUCGUGGAGCGUUUCAAGGUCCUGGUCUGCUGCGAGGCAGCUCCAGGCAAUUGGGAACAAUUUAACGGCCCCCAGAGGAAAUGAAAUUGUAGCGACCAAUGGACUCGCGGUGGCUUUUUUCACGAUGAGCUCGGUUUUGUUGUUUGUAAUGUGGGCUUUAGUGGCUGCAAUUCCGUGCCAAGACCGUGGCUUGCACGUUCAUUUCUUGAUUCCUCGGCAGUUCAUGUGGGCCGCACCUAUCCUUUCGCUGCACGAGAGGAUUUUGGAGUCGUCCAAGAAGAGGGAGAGGAGGAAUGCUUGUGGGUUGUUAAAGGAGGUUCAUCAGAUUGAUAGGUGUGCACGGUUUAUGAAUGAAUUGGUGGAUUCUGUGCAGUUUCCAUUGACAGAAGAGAAGGAAAGAGAGGCCAGGCAGAGAGUGCAGGAGUUGGCGCUGGUUUUCGAGGCUGUAAAGGAGGGUUUGGAUCCAUUGGAACGCCAAGUGAGGGAGGUGUUUCAUAGAAUUGUGCGUAGCCGAACUGAGGGGCUCGACUCUUUUGGAAGAGCAGACCAUAACGAGUAAUAAGUCAUUGGGCAGCUGAUUGUGUGCAUCAAUUUGAUGCAUAGAAAUGCCGCUGAUUAUAGUUUCAAGCUGUGACGGAAAUAAAAAAAAGAUAACUUUCUGUGUAUUCAGUAAUCAGCAUAUAGUAGUGUAUAGUACUUCUGGUAGGACUUGAAAUUGGACCUUGGCAGUCCUAAGUGCUGAUGUCCCAGCUUCUUGUUUUUUGUACAAUUGAAAUUCCUUGGUAAACUGCAUAAUCUGGUAUUGUAAUUGAUUCAGUUGAUGAUUGUUUUUGGUUUGCAUAAUACUUGAUUCCAA